Molecule: messenger RNA, 1884 nt
Organism: Cannabis sativa
Lineage: Eukaryota; Viridiplantae; Streptophyta; Magnoliopsida; Rosales; Cannabaceae
Product: ammonium transporter 1 member 1
Exons: 1
Coding region: 207-1721 (504 amino acids)
Biological process (GO): ammonium homeostasis; ammonium transmembrane transport
Cellular component (GO): membrane
Molecular function (GO): ammonium channel activity
Source: RefSeq, a predicted model, not a curated record
UAAUUAUUUAUUUAUUUUAAAAAAAGUCAUGAAAACUAUAAUAACAAACCAAAACCAAAUAGAGUCAGAAAUUUCAUACGUUUACUCCCACUCCUUCCUUCACUAUAAAUAUAUCUUAUAUAUACACAGAGAGAGAGAAAAAAGAGUACAUACCAAAGCGGACCACGCUAACGUACUGUAGUCCUUCUUCUCUCUAAUCAUUAACCAUGGCGGCGGCUUUGAACUGUACAGCCGACCAGCUCAGCCAACUGGCUCAGUUUCUCGGCUCAAACACAACAAACGCCGCCGGAGCCGCUGCUUUGAUCUGCGAUCAAUUUAGCGUCGUAUCUUCUAAAUACUCUGACGCUACUUUCGCCAUUGAUACUACUUACCUUCUCUUCUCUGCUUAUCUAGUUUUCUCUAUGCAACUCGGCUUCGCUAUGCUCUGUGCCGGCUCAGUACGAGCCAAGAACACCAUGAACAUCAUGCUUACUAACGUUCUUGACGCCGCUGCCGGAGGACUAUUUUAUUACCUGUUUGGCUUUGCUUUUGCCUUUGGAACUCCUUCUAAUGGCUUCAUCGGUCGUCAAUUCUUCGGUCUUGACCAGAUCCCUUCGCAAAACUUCGAUUACAGUCUUUUUCUAUACCAGUGGGCUUUUGCAAUCGCUGCAGCAGGAAUCACCAGUGGUUCAAUCGCUGAAAGGACUCAAUUCGUCGCUUACUUGAUAUAUUCCUCGUUUUUGACUGGAUUCGUUUAUCCUGUUGUUUCUCACUGGUUUUGGUCAGGCGAUGGUUGGGCCGCCGCGGCGAAAACCGACGGAGACCUCCUGUUUGGCUCUGGAGUCAUCGAUUUCGCUGGAUCUGGCGUUGUUCAUAUGGUUGGAGGAAUCGCCGGACUCUGGGGAGCCUUAAUCGAAGGUCCGAGAAUCGGAAGAUUCGGAAAUGGUGGUCGAACAGUCGCACUCCGUGGUCACAGUGCGAGUCUCGUCGUUCUCGGUACCUUCAUGCUCUGGUUCGGAUGGUACGGAUUCAACCCUGGCUCAUUCACAAAAAUCUUAAGCUCAUACAACUCCGGUAAUUACUACGGCCAAUGGAGCGCCGUAGGAAGAACAGCCGUAACAACCACACUCGCCGGAUGUACGGCCGCUCUAACAACACUCUUCGGAAAAAGAAUCCUCUCCGGUCACUGGAACGUCACCGACGUAUGCAACGGACUUCUCGGAGGAUUCGCCGCCAUAACCGCGGGUUGUUCCGUAGUCGAGCCAUGGGCGGCGAUCAUCUGUGGAUUCGUGGCGGCGGUGGUUCUAAUCUCGUGUAACAAACUGGCUGAGAAGGUUAAAUACGACGAUCCAUUAGAGGCGGCGCAAUUACACGGCGGUUGUGGCGCGUGGGGGAUAAUAUUCACGGCGUUAUUCGCGACUGAGAAGUACGUGAACGAAGUUUAUCCAGGUAAACCGGGCCGGCCUUAUGGGCUUUUCAUGGGCGGAGGAGGGAGACUAUUGGGGGCCCACGUAAUCCAGAUAUUGGUUAUUGUUGGGUGGGUCAGUGCCACGAUGGGCCCACUUUUCUUCAUAUUGCAUAAGCUUAAAUUGCUUCGGAUCUCAGCUGAAGAUGAAAUGGCGGGUAUGGAUCUGACCCGACAUGGAGGCUUUGCUUACGCAUAUGAUGAUCAAGAUGAUUCUCAGAAGCAUACUUUUCAACUUAGAAAAAUUGAACCUAAUAACACAACUCCCCCAAAUUAAUUAAUUAGUGUUUUUUCUUCUUUGGAUAUUGAUAUUAUUAGGACUUUGUAUUAUAUUUUUGAUCAUUUCUUGUGGUUUGGUAGUGAUUUGGUUCAUGUUUCAACUCUUUUUUUUGUUUUUAAUGUGAAUUUCUUGGAAUUUGGAAUGUUAUAUUAUUGAUCAA